This is a messenger RNA of Diversispora eburnea, 1418 nucleotides long. NCBI's taxonomy places the organism in Eukaryota, Fungi, Glomeromycota, Glomeromycetes, Diversisporales, Diversisporaceae. The record is from the annotation of a GenBank genome assembly.
AUGCAAUCCAUCAGUACACGAAAUCAGUUAAAAGUGGAAAUAGUAAUAUUAAGGAUAGUAUAGAUGAAAUAAAUAAAUGUUUGAGAAAACAAACAGCAACUAGUGUUAUUGCUGAUAGAGAUUACUUCAACUGUAUUCAGUUCACGAAGCCCCAAAUUACCAUUAAUGAGUUGAAUAUUUGGGGUGAAUCGUUUGAUUCAAAUACUUCAAAUUUCCUUUCCAUAGAAUCAAAUGUAUAUUUUGGAACUUCAGCUGCUUCACAUGCUAAAGUUGAAAAGAUAAUUAAAUUAUUUAAGGAAAAAAAAAAAGAAAUUGAUAAGGAGUUUGAAUCGCAACCUGCAUGGUUUAUAGGACUUGAUUUCCAUAAAAGUUCCUCUAUGCCACAUAUUUCUUGUUUGUCUACCACACCACUUGAUAUAUUAAUUUUGAAAAAGCUUGAAAGAUUAUUUGAUAAUGAGUUUGAAAUCGUGAGUCAUGUGAUAGCUCCUACAAACGAUGAAGACAUAAUCUCAUCCGGAGUAAAAGCAAAAGCUGUAGGUGAAAAAGGUGAAAAUUUAUUAAAUGUCUUCCAAGAUUUUAAUAUUUCAGCUUAUAUCCAUGCAAAGGUUGAUCCUCUUCCUAAUAAAAGAAGUAGUUUAAAAUUUUCUAUAGAUGUGAAUGAUUGCAGAAUGGGGCCAAUGCUUAGUGAUAAGUGGCGAUCACUUUGUAAAUUAGGUUAUGGUUAUUUUCUUGACUCUGUUGAAAUUUGGGUCAUUCCAAUUGAAGAUGAAUCCAUGCCUAACAAACUCUUAUAUGAAUUGAAAGAAGGUCCUUGGCCACAACAAUUUAAUACUGACGUUGAUAUUUCUAAAGUUAAUGAAUAUAAUAAUAAUAUCAGUGCAUCAAUUAAUAAAGAUCCCGGGGUUACAUUAAGCCACACUAGAAAAAAUGGACAAGAAAUUAAGUUUGCAACAAAGGAAUGGGCAUUGACAGUUGAUGGCAGUUGUAGUACUGGAUUGGGUUGGAUAUACCAAUACACUGCUGAAGACCUUAAUCGUAGAAGGAAUUUUGCCCCUGGAAAACAUUCCUGUUACUGGGAAACCUUAAAAUCAAUGAGUGGAUUUCAAAUUACUAUUAAGCAGGUGAUAUGCUGCAAAAUUACUGAUGGUUGGCGAAAGUUAAAACCAUAUACAAAAUCAAAAUUGAUGCAACUAUGUCCCAAGAUGUCUCAUACUAUUAAAAUGACUUUUAAUAAUCUUAAAACCUUUAAUGAAGAUUUUGAAAAUCUUAUGAAAUCUAAAGAAUCUCAUGAAGAUCUUAUUAAUGUUGCUUUAAAAAAAAAAUCACCACCAAAAGUAGAUCCAAAUGUAAGAAAUGUUAACUUUGAGCGCUCAGUCAAAGUAAUGACUCAAAUUACCAAUCCAGAUUCAAUCCAGUAA